GCAUAGCUCGCGAGUAAUCAUGGCGUUCAGCGUGGGACCGAGUCUGCGGGAGCAGGCGAAAUCGACAAACUCGCUCCUGUGCCUGCUGCAGGCGCUCACCACCAGGGUGACGACGGUCGAGCUGCGCAACGAGAGUUCCGCCAGGGGGCGCAUCGUCAACGUCGACGGCUUCAUGAACGUGCAGAUGGGCGACGUGACCUUCACGACGGCGCGCGGCGAGACGCGCCUCUUCGAGUAUUUCUACGUGCAGGGCAAGCAGGUGCGCUUCGUCCACAUCCCCGACAACGUCGACAUCAUCAAGGCCAUAGAGGGCCAGCUGAGAGGCUUAGGGAAAACCCGCGCGCCCGCGUUCAGGGCCGUCGCCAAAAUGCCCAAGAGAAAGGCGAAGCCUGGCAGGGGACGCGCGAUUGCCACUGCGAGGCCAUCCAACUCGGUCGUGGCAUCCGUGCCGGGGCCACCGAAGAACAUGUAAAGUUUGCUAGGGGUUCCCUGUGAUAUUUACUGUAUUAGCAGGUCGCACAGUUCAGUGUUGUGGAGAGGCUCGAUCUUCAACUUCAUACCGUGUGAUUAUACGUAGAAAAUUUAGUGUUGAAGUUAGUAAAACCGUUAUUAGACUCAUUUUGGCGAUUUGUGUUAAUACCAAAUAGUUGUAUAUUCACUUUAAUAUCUUCAGACUUUAUUUUCCAGUUAUUAUUUGUACGUUGAUAUUACAAAGUUACGCUCGUGCCUUUCCGCUAACAUGUAGUUAUUUUUGCAGUAAAUCAAUAAAAAUCAAAUAACUACACUUUA
Priapulus caudatus is the source of this 789-nucleotide messenger RNA. RefSeq names its product U7 snRNA-associated Sm-like protein LSm10. NCBI's taxonomy places the organism in Eukaryota, Metazoa, Priapulida, Priapulimorpha, Priapulimorphida, Priapulidae. The coding region runs from base 20 to 472 and encodes 150 amino acids. Gene Ontology annotation, molecular function: histone pre-mRNA DCP binding; U7 snRNA binding. The record is from RefSeq and is a predicted model, not a curated record. Gene Ontology annotation, cellular component: nuclear body; cytoplasmic U snRNP body. Gene Ontology annotation, biological process: mRNA 3'-end processing by stem-loop binding and cleavage. The transcript has a single exon.